AUGGCGCCCAAGGCAAUCAUAGCCCCGUCGAUUCUCGCGGCCGACUUUGGCCACUUUGGCCAUGCGUGCUCCAAGACCAUAGAGCAAGGCGCUGACUGGCUUCACGUCGAUAUCAUGGACGGCCACUUUGUGCCCAACAUUUCAUGGGGACCCGGUGUUGUCGCCAAGAUCAGAGGUCAUGUUGAGAAACCCAUCGAGGCAUGGGGAAAGGGCACAUUUGACUGUCAUAUGAUGGUUUCCGAGGUAACUGCUUUCCCUCUGCCCUGGGCUCAUCCCAAGAAAUGGGUCAAGGGCAUGAAGGAGGCCGGCGCAGACCUGUACUGCUUCCACUACGAGGCCGCAUUUUCCUCCGAUUCCGACAACCCAGAGGUCCAAUCCGACGAGAAGACGAACCCCCGCGCCCUGAUCCGCUACAUUCACGAGCAGGGCAUAUUAGCCGGCGUGGCUCUGAAGCCCGCAACCUCGGUCGACGUUGUGUGGGAGCUCCUCGAGAGUGAAGACCCACUCGAGAGACCAGACAUGGUCCUGAUCAUGACAGUCGAGCCCGGUUUCGGCGGACAGAAGUUCAUGGCCUCUGAGCUGCCCAAGGUCCAGGCCCUCCGCGAGCGGUACCCGGAGCUCAACAUCGAGGUCGACGGCGGCCUGACGGGUUCCACCGUCGGCCAGGCUGCCGACGCGGGCGCCAAUGUCAUCGUUGCUGGCAGCGCUGUCUUUGGUGCCCAGGACCCCGCAGAGGUCAUUAAGAUCCUCAGACAAGCCGUCGAGAAGAAGACUGGCAAGCUCUGA
This is a messenger RNA of Colletotrichum lupini, 786 nucleotides long. Its product is annotated as ribulose-phosphate 3-epimerase. The record is from RefSeq and is a predicted model, not a curated record. Bases 1 to 786 code for a protein of 261 amino acids. Lineage: Eukaryota; Fungi; Ascomycota; Sordariomycetes; Glomerellales; Glomerellaceae. Gene Ontology annotation, cellular component: cytosol. Gene Ontology annotation, molecular function: metal ion binding; D-ribulose-phosphate 3-epimerase activity. Gene Ontology annotation, biological process: pentose-phosphate shunt, non-oxidative branch; carbohydrate metabolic process; pentose-phosphate shunt. The transcript has 4 exons.